AUGUUCCUCCCCUCACGGAAGGCAUUAGCCUUCCUAGCUUGCCUUGCAAGCCAUUCCGUAGCACUCCUAACAACAUCCGAGAACUCGACACACUUCAACCUCGCUAACGACCGCUUCUCCAUUGCUUUGGCCAAGUCCAAUGGUCAUAUCGUUGACGUCCAACUAGACGGCCAGGAUCUACUUGGGCCGGUAGACGGCAACGCCGGAAAGGGUCCAUACCUGGACUGUUCCUGCAUCCCGUCGGGCUUCUGGACGCCCGGUAGCGGCGCUCAUUUAGAGCUUAUCAACGGCACGGACUCGACUGGCACCGCAUAUGGAGGACUUUACAUGAGCGCUACAUAUGCAGGAACCAACCAGACACUAUCGCAAUGGUUCUUCCUCCGGGGCGAAGAAACAGGACUCCAUGCCUUUUCCCGAGUCACAUAUUUCAACGAGACCACCCCCUCCCUACGAAGUCUUGGAGAAUUGCGCACACUUUUUAGACCGAGCACGGACCUCUGGACGCACUUCUCUACCAGCGAUGGCAAUUACGGACCAAAGCCUCUUGGCAGCAACAGUGGGUUGGUAGUCCAGGAUGCGACAACCUACAUAGGGAACGUUACGGAUGAUCCCUAUGUCUCCCAAUACUCGGAUUACUUUACCAAAUACACUCUGGCGGAGAGCUGGCGAAACCACGACGUCCAUGGGCUGUUUAGUGACGGCUCAUCUAGUUCUGACGGAAGCACAUUCGGCGCUUGGCUAGUUCAUAACACCGUUGAGACGUACUAUGGAGGUCCUCUACACUCUGAUCUUGUUGUCGAUGGCAUUGUGUAUAAUUAUUUGGUCUCCGGUCAUCAUGGAGCACCUACGCCAAACCUCACGCAUGGGUUUGAUCGCACGUGGGGACCUCAAUUUUACUACUUUAACCGGGGGGAUUCGGAGACGACACUCGCCGAUUUGAGGGCAGAUGCUGCCAAGUACGCUGACCCGGAGUGGAAUGCUGAGUUCUAUGAUAGUAUCGCGGAUCAUAUUCCCAAUUUCACCCCGUCGACUGGGAGGACUACAUUCAAGGGAAAGGUAUCGCUACCCAAAGGUGCAAAGAGGCCAAUCAUUGUGCUCUCCGAGGAUGGACAGGACUUCCAGCUCAAUGUCUUCAACACGGAAUCUCUGCAGUACUGGGCUGAGAUUGACAAAUCUGGAAGCUUUAGCAUCCCCCGUGUUGUAGAAGGGACAUACAGAAUAACCAUUUACGCGGACGAGAUCUUCGGAUGGUUUAUCCAAGACCACGUCAAAGUUUUGAAAUCGCAGUCCAAAGACUACAGCUUCACCUGGAAAGAGGAAAGCGCGGGUAAAGAAAUCUGGCGUAUCGGUAUACCGGAUAAGUCUUCUGGAGAGUACCUGCAUGGCUACGCACCGGAUACGUCCAAGCCGCUACAACCAGAACAACAUCGCAUAUACUGGGGAAAAUAUGACUACCCAGCUGACUUCCCCGAGGGAAUCAACUUCCAUGUUGGAAAGAGCGACCCAUCCCAAGACCUCAAUUACAUUCAUUGGGCAUUCUUCCCCUCUCAGGGAAAUCAUCUUCGCACUGAGCCAUACUAUGACAAUGUCAACAACUGGACGGUGACAUUCGACCUAACUGCAGACCAGCUCCACAACACGAACACGGCGACGUUCACCGUGCAGAUUGCAGGUGCGAAGACCGCGAACGGCAACGCGAAGUGGACGCCCGUUGAAGGGAAGUACAGUAAUCUUCCCUGGACGGUGAAUGUAAAUGGACGGUAUGAGUCCACAUGGGUGAUCCCGUACUGGCGGAGUGGAUCAUGUGGGGUACGCAGUGCUGUUUCCUGCCAGAAUAUAGAGCAGAAGUUUGCGUUUCCAUCGAAGAAUCUCCAAGAAGGGAAGAAUGAGUUUGUUUUGAGUUUGCCGUUCAAUGCGUCGAGUACGGAGACUGCGUUGCUGCCGGAUGCACUUUACGUGCAGGCAAGAGUGAUGGGUUCGCGGCUGGAUCCGGCCCGCCCCGCCCCGAACCCGCUAGUUAAUUCUAAUCUUGGAUUUGGACGAGAUAAUCCGAUCAUGGAAUUCUCCAAUAAUAGAAUCAUAACAUGA
This is a messenger RNA of Aspergillus oryzae RIB40, 2088 nucleotides long. RefSeq lists its product as uncharacterized. The coding region runs from base 1 to 2088 and encodes 695 amino acids. NCBI's taxonomy places the organism in Eukaryota, Fungi, Ascomycota, Eurotiomycetes, Eurotiales, Aspergillaceae. The record is from RefSeq and is a predicted model, not a curated record. Gene Ontology annotation, biological process: carbohydrate metabolic process. The transcript is spliced from 2 exons. Gene Ontology annotation, molecular function: carbohydrate binding; catalytic activity.